GUGCAUCUCGGAGGCGUGGGAGAAAACUGACCAGGAUUAAUAGGGGUUAAAAUUCAGUUCUUCUACAUCAGUGUUGAGAGGUGAGAGGUCAUGGGAAAGUGGCAUUCAUGAAAGUGCCAGAAUGUCUUCAAAUACAAGUCUUCCUGCAAAAGGAUCAGAUGUAACGGUUUAUAUAACCAGGGUUCACUUGCAGCCCCUUUGUGUAUUGGUUGAGUUCUGGGGAAAAGUUGGCCAUGGGAACAUAACAGAUUACGAGGGCUUAACCAAAGACAUUCAGUCUCCUGGAGCUAUAUUUAAAGACUUGGAAGGAAAUCCUGGUGACCAGUGCUUGACUCAGAUAGAUGGCACUUGGUACAGAUCACGCAUUGUCUCAAGAAAUGGCUCAAAAUAUAGUGUGUACCUCCUUGACAAAGGGGUGACCUACACCACCACCUCAGCCACGCUAGCAUGGGGUAAGAAGGAGCAUUUUCAGUCACCCCCUGAAGUAGAGCACUGUGUCCUGGCAAAUGUGUUACCUCUCUCUGAGAGUGGAUGGUCUCCAGUGGCUCUUGAAUUUUUGAGAUCUCUCUGUGGAAAGUCUGUGGCAGCACAGGUGCAAGAUGUACUGGAGCAACAGAGAAUAUUUCUCCUUCACAUCCCUUGCAUAUCAAAACAAAUGUUUCAAAUGGGAUUUGCCAAGAAGUUGUCUUCAGUAGCCUUUCAAGAUUUUGUUUUCACGUCAUUCAAGUCCCACAAUAAAGCUGAUUCUUCCUCAAAUGUCCAGCAGGUCUUGUUGACAUCAAGUUGUCAACUGCGCAAUGAAGACCUAUUCAUGUACCCAGAGUUGUCGAGAGGAACAGUGGAGAUUGUGAUUGUAAAAGAAGUCAUAAAUCCACAAAGGAUUUUUUGCCAGUUGAAGGUUUUUUCACAAGAGUUAAAGAAACUCUCAGAGAAAAUUACACAGAACUACGAGGGCAGAGUUUCCAGUUGCAUAGUAAACCCUGACAUGAUUGGGUUUCCGUGCGCGGCAAGAGGAAAUGAUGGCAAGUGGUAUCGUUGUGUCUUACAACAGGUGUUCUCAGAAAAUAAAGCUGUUGAAGUCAUCAGUGUUGACUAUGGAACCAAGCAGAUUGUCCAAGUGGAAAAUGUAAGACCAUUGGCCACAGAGUUCUUCAGGAUGCCAGUUGUAACUUACAUGUGCUCUCUCCACGGAAUCAUUGACAAAGGGUUGGGAUGGAACACCAGUCAGAUUGACUUCCUCAAAUCCCUUCUACUUAACAGGACCUUGACUGCCAAGUUUGAGUACCAAAGCAUCUAUGAGAGGGUUUACUUUGUCACCUUGUAUGGAGAUGACAACACAAACAUGAACACUUUGUUUGGUUCCAAGGAAAGAUGUUUGCUUGAGCAUGACAAAAGACUUGGAGAUUAUGCUAUCCAAAGCACCACGUACAACCACCGGCUUUCAUCUCCAAAAGAAAGAAUCUCAACUUUUCCGCACACUGUGACGGAAAAAGGUGAAAAUACAGUAGAUAAGUCUCCAUCUGAAGAACUUGCUCUGAACUCUUCACACUUGGCUGUGGUUCAACACAUAUCCACUCCAUCAGAGUUUUGGAUCCAAACCAAGAAGUAUCAAAAGGAACUGGAGGAACUGUCAGAAAGAAUGAACCACAUCUACCAAGAUACAGUGAAAUUACAUGUGAAAAAUCCAACUCCUGGCCUUUACUGUGCUGCCCAAGCAGGAAAUGGGGAAUUCUACAGAGCAACAGUGACAGAAGUUGGUGAAACACAAGUCACAGUGUUCUUUGUUGAUUACGGGAACAAAGAAGUGGUUGACAUGUGUAAAAUCAGGAUCCUCCCUCCCGAAUUGAAAACAUUGCCACAGCUGGCACUGAAAUGCUCCUUGGAUGGUGUCAUGCCAAAAAAUGAAAAAUGGAGUCAAAAUGCCUUGGAUUUUUUCAUUCAGGCAGUUGCAGAGAAAGAAGUAAAUGUUCAUGUAAAAGCAAAAUACAGUGACUGCUAUUCUGUCCAACUAACAGAUGAUAAAGCACAUUGUAAGCAAAAUGUCAAUGCACAGGUGUGUCAUUACAUUCUCUCAGAAAGAGUUGAAAGUCAGAGACCACCAGCAGUUGAAGGCUUCAUGAAAGCUGCCUUUAAAAGUCCACCCCAUGUUGCUUAUGAAAGACUCCCAGGUGUGCAUAACAACAAUGGCAUCUCUUUCCAGUCUGCAUCUGGUCCUAUCAGCAUUGAGAAAAAAGUUCCUCCCUUUAAGGAGUACAAGUUUCCACUUGGUAGUUUCUUUGAUGUCAUUGUUUCCCACAUUGAAAGUCCAAAUGACUUCUGGUGCCAGUUGGUACAAAAUGCAGAGUGCUUGCAGUUACUUAUGCAUGACCUACAGGCAUAUUAUGCCAACAGUGAAUAUGAGCCCAAUGUAGAAACUGCUUGUGUUGCUCAACACCCUAAUAAUGGAAAGUGGUACAGAGCCCUUGUGAUUCAGAAACAUGAAACUCCUCUUGUGGAUGUUUUGUUUGUUGACUAUGGGCAUACUGUGACAGUGUCCCUUUAUGACCUCCGGAGAAUAUGUCCAAAUUUCCUCAACCUUCAUGGUCAAGCAUUUCGAUGCAGCCUGUUAAACCCAUUCAACACCACAUUGGCCAUAAAUGGAUGGAACGAAGAAUUGAUGGCAAGGUUCGAACGUUUUGUACAAACAACUGCAUCCAACUUCAUACCCUUGAAGUGCACAAUUCGUGCCAUCAUGUACAGUGAACAGAUGAUUGUUUAUAACAUUGUGGAUCUAGAAACCCCUUUUGAGAGUAUAAGCACGUGCAUUACCAAUAUGCUCACAAGAGGCCUUCCCAAGAAAGCCACAGAGCAGAAUCUCCAUCUGGACACAUACUACCACUCAACACACAAUGUCAAAACAGGGAAAGAGGAACACGUCACAGUGACAUUUGUGAAAAACAUCAAUCACUUUUACUGCCAGCUGGAUAAGAAUGAUGAUGUGAUUCAAAACCUCAGGAUGAAAGUGAACAGCCUUUGCCAGCAGCUUGAAAAGGUUAAACCUCCAGCAGUCUUUGGAACUUUGUGUUUUGCAAGAUACACUGAUGGGGAGUGGUACAGGGCUCAAAUCGUAGCCACAAAUCCAGCAGUUAUGGUUCACUUUGUGGAUUAUGGUGACACUAUUGAAGUGCACACAUCUGACUUGCUCCCAGUUCCAAAAGAGGCUCAUGACAUCAUGUCUGUUCCUGUACAAGCAGUUUUGUGUGGGCUUUCUGAUCUUCCUACUAAUGUGCCUUGCGAGGUGAACAAAUGGUUUGAGACAGAAGCAACCGAAUGCCAAUUUCAAGCACUGAUUGUGGCCAGACAACCUGAUGGCAAAUUGCUGGUAGAACUGUACCAAGAAAGCACUCAAAUCAAUGCAAAAGUUAGGAAAGAGUUUCACAUUGAGCUGCAAACAAAUGAGAAUGUUCUCCGUCAGGAUUGGAAAGAUGUUUCAACAAGUCAAAUAAAGAAUACAUCAACAAGUUUUCCAAACCAAAUGACAACAUCUGGAAAUAAUAAACAAGCUCAAAAAAAUAACUUCUCAGACUCCAAACAUGUGCAGGAAAGGAACAUUGCAGAAAAGUCGACUGAUGUCCAUCUGAAAUCUGCACAGAAAUCACUGAGUCAUUGUAAAAAUGGUCGCAUCAGACAGAAGUUCGAGCUAUAUAAACCUCCACAUCAAAGGCAACCAUGCGUUACAAUGCCAACUAACAGCUUCAUGCAAGGUAAAGAAACAAAACAGGGAAAAGAUGACCCACAGCCUGAAACCAAGCUAGCGGAUUCACAAACCCCCGAAACAAAAAACCAAACAGAAAAUUAUUCAGAAAAACUCCCUACACUUGCAGACUUGCCCUCAAAGAACAUCACACCUGGUAUGUCAGUGGAUGUUUAUGUGUCACAUUGCAACAACCCUCUAAGUUUCUACGUACAAUGUGUCAAUGAAGAAGCAGAGGUAGUUUCACUGGUGGAAAAGCUCAAUGAUCCAGAAUCAACAGCAGAAGACAAAAAUAUCAAAAGUGUCCUUCCUGGUGAUCUCAUUCAAGCAGAGUUUACAGACGACUUGUCAUGGUAUCGAGCAGUUGUCAAAGAAAUCUGUGGUGACUCAGUGGCUCUCGUUGAGUUUGUAGAUUUUGGAAACACAUCAAUGACGCCAGUUUUCAAAAUGGGCAGACUCCCCAAAUCUUUUGUGCAGCUGCCUGUAUACAGCACACAUUGUAUGCUGAGUAAUGCUGUUUUAGGAGAGCCGAGCCUGCUCAAUCCAGACAUUGUUUCGGCAUUCAAAGAAGACAUUGGUUGCUGUGGAGAAAGAGUAUUUCAAUGCAAGUUCAUUAGGCAGGUGGGAUCAAUGUGGGUGGUCAGUUUAAAAGUUGGUGGAGUUGAUAUUGUAUGUAAAGUUCCUAAUGAAGAAGACAGUGAAGUUGUCACAAAGAAACAAGUAAACGAGCAUUUAGCUCAGAUCACUGACGUCAGGCAUGAAGGAGAUGACAUGGAGAAAUCACCAGCAAACCUCUCUUUUACACGCUACCCAGAUCAAGAGGAGAUUCCAGAAGGGAAACAGUUAAAUUCAUACAUCACCACCAUUAAUGAUGACCUCACCAUGUGGUGUCAGCCUACUGAUUCACAGGAACUUGAUAAAAUAUCUUCAGAUAUUUCAGAAAUUGGCAAUUCAGCAGAUAAACUUAUCAACCCAGAGGUUCUUGUUCCUGGAAGCCCCUGCGCUGCUCUCUUUUCUGAUGAUCAGCUCUGGUAUCGUGCAGAGAUAGUUAACAAAUGUGGAGAUGAACUGUCUGUACGUUUUGUUGACUAUGGAAAUGAGUCCCAAGUCAACAUCAAAGAUGUCAAAGAAAUACCUCUGCUCUUGGUACAGAUUCCACCACAGGUGUUUCUGUGUGAGCUUGAAGGCUUUGACACUUCAUGUGGAUCCUGGAACAGUGGCGCAGCAGAGGAAUUGUCUACUCUUACUUCAGACCAAACGAUACAGCUCACUGUCACCAAUGUGACAAGAUGUAAUGGAAAAAUGAAGUGUCUUGUGCAGAUGAGCUGUGAAGGCCAAAUAAUAAAUGAGGUGAUGAAAGCCUGGUGGACGUGUUCCAAAACAACAGACAUGCCAGACUUAUUUAACCUCGCUGCUUCAUUUGAACCACUAGUGCAACCUGGUUUCACCACUUCAGCGCAAGAGGACCCACCAAACUAUCCUGAGCUCCAACAUGUUUUUAGUACAGAUAUUUCACAAAGCAAUAGUGAGGAGCAGAGUGCUGACAAGAUCACAGACGCAUCCAUGACAAAUGAAGUCCUAAAACUGACACAUGAAAAACAUGGCCAAUACUCUGAAUAUUCAAUUCAGAAUGUGUCUUUUGACAAACCUGCAAAGGAAGAGCAAGAUUUUACUGAAAAGGAAAAUACACUUGCUGCCACAGUGAUAUUUCCUAAGGAUAUUUUGACAUGUGAUGAUGAAGUGGAUGACACAUUUUGUUCAGUUGAUGACAAAGAUGGCCAAGAUGCUUUGUCCUUAAGCUGUAACUUGAUUAUGGCCACUGGUGAAGAAGCUGAUGAUGAAACUACUUCAGUGGUUCAUGAGAAUGCCCAAGAAGAUUGUCCGCUCAAGGAGAAUGUUAUCGAGGCCAUAGCUGAGCUGGAGAGCAAAACAUCUGACAAGGAAAAUACCUCUACCUACAGCUUGAACAAUGAGCCUUUUGUUGAUGCAGAUAACAUUAAACAUAAUGAAGUUGCCGUUUCCAUGGGUAACUCUGGGACUUGUUCAGCAGCACAAAUGGUUCCACGAAAUGCUGUUCCACAAAAGACCAUGGAUUCAGUUUUGGAUUUCUCAAAACGGGCCAAAUUAAGACCCUUCUCAGUCGAUGUCACUGUGCAGUUGCAAGAGAUCUCAGUAGAACAGAACAGCAAGGAUGGAGAUGAGAUCACUGAGGAGGAACUGCAUAGGAAGAUUCCAUCACAUGCAAAGAUUAAGUGUAUAAGUGACGAAGAUGCCUCAGCCUAUGAAGAAGAAUCCCUGCCAGGGAUUGUUAUCAGAAUCACAGAUGUAGCUCAGCAGCUCAAGGUCCCAGCCUCGUCUGCUUCCACUUCUGAUGAGGACAAACUGACUGAAGAUGACUCCUUGCCUCUUUAUGAUGAGAAACUUUAUGAUGAUGCUGACCCACAAAUUGACUCAGAUUUGAACAAGGUUGAUGAAUUGACAUCUCUUGUUGAAGAAAUCAGUUUGACAGACAUCAGACAAGACUCCGAAGACGCUGAAACCUUAACCGAGGACUGUGAUGAGCGCUCGCCAACUCCACCACAAAACAAGGGUCCAGAUGAAAGCACGCUGACAGAGCAAACAUCUGCUGCUGAAGACAGUUUUGAGGCGCAGCUAUCUAAGAUCACUCACCUCUCUCUGGUCAUAAAAGAUACACGGGAUGAUCUUCUGGCUGAAGACCAGUGUGAGGAGUGACUUCUUUUAUUUUUGUUUCAAGUUGUUCAAGUGCAUUAAGUUUGACUGUAAGUCAGAUCAGUUUGUGUUAUUUAGUUUGUUCUUACCUUUCAAUGCCAGUCUUGAUUUAAUGCAGGUCAGUUUUUUAAUCUAAUAUUUAGUUUCAUUAUUGCAUUAAAAACAUUAGUUACAAUACUGUAUUGUAAGAGUUGUACAAAGCGUAGAAGUUUAUCGUGGUCCACUGUUCUGCAUAUGUUCUAAAACACUGCCACAUAAAUUGACUAAGUUCAAGUUGUUAAAACUUUUAAAAUGCUUAUUUCAGUUUCAUUCUUGUGGUAUGCAACAAAUAGUUGUCUGCUGUGGACACGUUUUAAACAUUUUUGUGUUUGCAUAAUAAACUAGUUUGAGUGCA
Messenger RNA from Nothobranchius furzeri (turquoise killifish), 6857 nucleotides. It is a transcript of the gene tdrd6a, whose product is annotated as tudor domain containing 6a. The record is from RefSeq and is a predicted model, not a curated record. NCBI's taxonomy places the organism in Eukaryota, Metazoa, Chordata, Actinopteri, Cyprinodontiformes, Nothobranchiidae.